Colius striatus (speckled mousebird) is the source of this 1986-nucleotide messenger RNA. RefSeq names its product NADPH dependent diflavin oxidoreductase 1 (gene NDOR1). Gene Ontology annotation, cellular component: cytosol. The transcript has 15 exons. The coding region runs from base 116 to 1924 and encodes 602 amino acids. The record is from RefSeq and is a predicted model, not a curated record. Gene Ontology annotation, molecular function: NADPH-hemoprotein reductase activity; FMN binding; flavin adenine dinucleotide binding. Lineage: Eukaryota; Metazoa; Chordata; Aves; Coliiformes; Coliidae.
ACGAGUGGGGACGGGCUGGGGGGAUCCGUGCUGGGUCCUGCCCGGCGCCGGGGCUGCAGCUCGGAGCCCGCGGUGGGUCCUGCCAGGAGCCAGGGGCUGCAGCUCGGAGCCCGCGAUGGUGGAACGGAAGCUCCUUGUUCUUUUUGGCAGCCAAACUGGGACGGCUCAAGACACAGCCGAGAGAAUCGGCAGAGAAGCCAAGCGACGGCACUUCCAGUGCAGAGUGGAGGCCCUGGACAGCUAUGAUGUGGCCAACCUCAUCAACGAGCUGUUGGUGGUAUUUGUGUGUGCAACCACCGGCCAGGGUGACCCGCCUGACAACAUGAAGAUGUUCUGGCGGUUCCUGUUCCGGAAGAACCUGCCACCCAGUUCCCUCUGCCAGCUGGACUACGCCGUGCUGGGCCUUGGCGACUCCUCCUAUCCCAAGUUCAACUUUGUUGCAAAGAAGCUGCACAAACGAGUGCUUCAGCUUGGGGGCAACCCUCUGCUGCCAGUGGCGUUGGGAGAUGACCAGCAUGACUUGGGGCCAGAUGCAGUGAUUGACCCAUGGCUCCUGGCCUUAUGGGACAAGAUCCUCACCUUGUAUCCUCUCCCUCCUGGCCUCGAGAUCAUCAGCCCAGAUGUGUGCCUGCCCCCAAAAUACACCCUGCAGUACCUGCCUGAGGAGUGCCCCCAGCCCCAUGGUGGCCAUGGCCAGCCCGGUGGCCAGCUGCAGGCGGCAGCAGCCAGGGCUGUUCCGUGUGAGCUGCGGCCCUUCGCUGCCCGGCUGCUGUCCAACCGGCGCCUCACCGCGCACCAGCACUUCCAGGACGUGCGGCUCAUCGAGUUUGAUGUCACGGGCUCAGGGAUCACGUUCAGCGCAGGGGAUGUGGUGAUGAUCCAGCCCCAGAACUUCCCCGAAGAUGUGCAGCAGUUCUGCCAGCUCCUGCGCCUGGAUCCGGACAGGCGCUUUGUGCUGAAGCCCACAGAGCCUGGCACAUCCCUCCCUGCCCUGCUGCCACAACCCUGCACCAUCCGGCACCUGGUCACCCACUACCUGGACAUCUCCUGCGUGCCACGUCGCUCCUUCUUUGAGCUCUUGUCCUACUUCUCUACCAACGAGCUGGAGAGGGAGAAGCUGCAGGAGUUCAGCUCUGCACAGGGCCAGGAAGAGCUGUACAGCUACUGCAACAGGCCCCGCAGGACCACUCUGGAGGCUCUCUGGGAUUUCCCUCACACCACGUGUGCCAUUCCAGCCGAGUACCUGCUGGACCUCAUCCCCCGCAUCAGACCCCGCGCCUUCUCCAUCGCCUCCUCCAUGAUGGCUCACCCCGACCGGCUCCAGAUCCUCGUGGCAGUAGUGCGGUACAAGACACGGCUCAGCAAACCUCGCCGUGGUCUCUGCUCUACCUGGUUGGCUUCUCUCAACCCAGAGCAAGGUGAUGUCCGGGUGCCUCUUUGGGUGAAAAAAGGAGGAAUGAAGUUCCCAGCUGACCCUGACACCCCUGUGAUCAUGAUUGGCCCUGGCACAGGGGUGGCACCUUUCCGAGCAGCCAUACAGGAGCGGGUGGCACAAGGAUGCGGAGGGAAUUACUUGUUCUUUGGCUGCCGCCACAAAUCCAAGGACUUCUACUGCCAGGCAGAGUGGGAAGAGCUGGUGGCAAAGGGCGUCCUGACACUCUUCACGGCCUUCUCCAGAGACCAGGAGGAGAAGGUUUAUGUUCAGCAUCGCAUCCUGGAGAACCGCAGGCUGCUGUGGGAGCUGCUGAGCAACGGGAACACUCGUGUCUACCUGGCUGGGAAUGCCAAGCAGAUGCCAGCAGCAGUGGCUGAGGCCCUGCAAUCCGUGCUGCAGCUGGAAGGUGGCAUGUCACCCUCUGAAGCACAGGAGCAUUUCGCUGCCAUGGAACGCUGCCAACGCUUCCAAGCUGAAACGUGGUCAUGAGCCUGGCUCCCUGCCUCCCCCUGCCCCAGCAGCUCUGCCUGAAUAAAGGACCAGCAAAAGGA